CCCUGACAUUAUUUCUUUCUCUACAAGGAGUGUUAGGAGGUUUGGGGGAGCUCACAAAGGCUCCUUUUCGUUUGUUCCAAAUACCUUGCUUCUGUGUUCCUCGGGAAUGCCACUGGGCUUAUGCAUCUGGUCUCUGGGAGCUGCAGUAGAUGGGCAUUUGUGACAGCACUAUGGGACUGAGUAACACUCUCCUUGUGAUGGCCCUCCUGCUCUAUGGUGCUGCUUCUGUGAAGAGUCAAGCAUAUUUCAACAAGACUGGAGAACUGCCAUGCCUCUUUAUAAACUCUGAAAACAUAAGCGUGGAUGAGUUGGUAGUAUUUUGGCAGGACCAGGAUAAGCUGGUUCUGUAUGAGCUAUUCAGAGGGAAAGAGAACCCUCAAAAUGUUCAUCCCAAGUAUAAAGGCCGCACAACGUUUGACAAGGACAAUUGGACGCUGAAACUCCACAACAUUCAGAUCAAGGACAAGGGCUCAUAUCAAUGUUUCAUUCAUCGUAAAGGGCCCAAAGGACUGGUUCCCUUGUAUCACAUGAGUUCUGACCUAUCAGUGCUUGCUAACUUCAGUCAACCUGAAAUAAUGGUAACUUCUAAUAGAACCGAAAAUUCUGGCAUCAUAAAUUUGACCUGCUCAUCUGUAGAAGGUUACCCAGCACCUAAGGAAAUGUAUUUUAAGCUAAAAACCGAGAAUUCGACUACUAAGUAUGAUACUGCCAUGAAAAAAUCUCAAAACAAUGUCACAGAACUCUACAACGUUUCUAUCAGCUUGUCUUUUUCAGUCCCUGGAGCAAGCAAUGUGAGCAUCACCUGUGUCCUGAAACUUGAGACGAUGGAGCUUCACUCCCUACCUUACAAUAUAGAUGCACAUACGAAACCCCCCCCUGCCCGAGACCCCAUCCUCUGGAUUGCCGCUCUACUUGUAAUGUUGGUCAUUUUGUGUGGGAUGGUGUUGGUGUUCUUUCUAACACUAAGGAAAAGGAAGAAGAAGCAGCCUGGCCCCUCUCAUGAAUGUGAAACCAACAAAGUGGGGAGAAAAGAGAGCGAACAGACCAAGGAAAGAGUACAAUACCAUGUACCUGAAAGAUCUGAUGAGGUCCAGUGUGUUAACAUUUCGAAGACAACCUCAGGCGACCAAAGUACUACACAUUUUUAAUUAAAGUCUGACCAUCCGUUGUUUAUAUGCGUUCACUUUCAAA
Messenger RNA from Lontra canadensis (Northern American river otter), 1191 nucleotides. RefSeq names its product CD86 molecule (gene CD86). NCBI's taxonomy places the organism in Eukaryota, Metazoa, Chordata, Mammalia, Carnivora, Mustelidae. The coding region runs from base 150 to 1148 and encodes 332 amino acids. Gene Ontology annotation, cellular component: external side of plasma membrane. The transcript is spliced from 7 exons. Gene Ontology annotation, biological process: cellular response to lipopolysaccharide; cell surface receptor signaling pathway; immune response. The record is from RefSeq and is a predicted model, not a curated record.